CAGACAAGUAUAAAUCUAUCAAUGGACAAGUCAAAAAUGAGUGACAUCUAGCAAGAAAUAUAAAUCACCCAAAUUGCUCAACAUAAAAAUCCAGUACAAACGGAAUGCAACACAGAAUUUACUACUAACCGUGCCUUCUAGGGCAUGUGUUAAAAUAUUAAAAUGGCGUCAGACCUGGUGAGGGAUUAUACUGAGCUCAUGCUGAACAGCCCGUACGGUCAGAUCGUGUACGGGACGGAGGGUCUACCUUCUAAAGUGAUGAAAACUCUCUCCUCAGAAACUUUCACCAAGACCGAAGAAGAAGAUGAAAGUAGUGAAGCAAAUGAGAACACAGAUCACCUGGUGAUAAACGACCAGUGCCGCCCAUGGACACUCGUUGUACCAGAGCUAGAAGAGUUACAAGACCAACAGCAAAGUAGAACACCAAACAACCAACUGCUGGUUAGCGGAUCACAUUACCAGAAAGAAAAAGAUGAUCCGAUCUCAUCAUCAUCCUAUACCCUGGCCAGUGACAGCAGUCAGUACAGCAAUGAUGUAGACCUCUGGCUGAGGGGAUCUCCUACUGAGAGUACUGGUGUUCAGAACAGCAGGGUGGCGGUGGUCCAGCGGUCCACCAUAGCGCCGUCAUCAUCACUAGACGGCAUGUGGUACAUUCUAGCAAUGAUACUGCCCAUGUUCAGCGUCAACAACUGCGUGCAGUGGAGGUGUACGCCGAGCACUGUCCUCAGCGCAGCAGAAUUCUUCCUCAAUCAAUUUACCCGGUUCUGUCAACUGGCCCGUACUCACUUGCGUCGUCUGGCCGGAGACCAGAUAGCUCGAGACCUCUUCGCCACAGCAAUGGAUAUCGUGCUGGUGGUCUACGCCAUUGGAUUCCUCGUCCUAUCCCUGUACCAAGCCUCCAUUAUCGGUUAAUUUCCAAUGAAGAUAGCAGUUUCUAAGUCCAUUAUAAAAACAGUGAAGUCAAAACAUUACAUGUGUCCCGUAUUUUAUUAGGUCAUUCCCGUUUAUAAACUUUUGGGUGAAA
This is a messenger RNA of Spodoptera frugiperda (fall armyworm), 1024 nucleotides long. RefSeq lists its product as uncharacterized. Lineage: Eukaryota; Metazoa; Arthropoda; Insecta; Lepidoptera; Noctuidae. The record is from RefSeq and is a predicted model, not a curated record. The coding region runs from base 163 to 912 and encodes 249 amino acids. The transcript is spliced from 6 exons.